AUGACUUGCCGCCUCACCCUCCUACACUAUGACAGUGUCUCAAAAUCGAUGGUUGAAUGGUGUUGGCCUGCUGAUGGUGAGGGAAGGAAGAUUCCACCGUCCGACCUAGAGAAGUACUGCAAAGAAUAUGAUAUUAGAUACCCAUGCUGCCUAUGCACUGAUGGCGGUGGAAGAGUAAAGAUAGACAAGUACUUCCAACUGGCACCUAUGGCCGCCUUCCAGUACCGGCGAAGAGAACACCAAAUCCCACCUGUUCAACUCGAGUGGACAUUCCGGGAGCAAACGGAGUUGUUGAACAAGCUCGACUCAUCUGUUGGUGAUGGGAUUGCUGCGAAGGAGUUUCAUGUUUUGUUUAAACACUGCAAAAAAUGCAAGCGAGUAGGAGCGAGACCAGCGAUGAACCACCAUGUCUGUUCAGGCCGGGUGCAAAAGCGAUGA
This is a messenger RNA of Suillus paluster, 438 nucleotides long. RefSeq lists its product as uncharacterized. The transcript has 4 exons. Lineage: Eukaryota; Fungi; Basidiomycota; Agaricomycetes; Boletales; Suillaceae. The coding region runs from base 1 to 438 and encodes 145 amino acids. The record is from RefSeq and is a predicted model, not a curated record.